Lathyrus oleraceus (garden pea) is the source of this 906-nucleotide messenger RNA. Its product is annotated as transcription factor MYB1. Lineage: Eukaryota; Viridiplantae; Streptophyta; Magnoliopsida; Fabales; Fabaceae. The record is from RefSeq and is a predicted model, not a curated record. Bases 25 to 744 code for a protein of 239 amino acids. The transcript is spliced from 3 exons.
AAAACAUUCAGAUACCAAGUGAAUAUGGAGAAUAGUAAGAGUAGAAGUUUGAGAAAAGGUGCAUGGACAUAUGAAGAAGAUACGCUUCUAAUAGCUUGCAUUAACAAGUAUGGUGAAGGAAAAUGGCAUUUAGUUCCUAAAAGAGCAGGUUUGAAUAGAUGCCGGAAAAGUUGUAGAUUGAGGUGGUUGAACUAUUUAAACCCCACAAUCAAUAGGGAAAGUUUCAAAGAAGAUGAAAUUGAUAUGAUUUUAAGGUUACACAAACUCCUAGGAAAUAGAUGGUCAUUGAUUGCUGGAAGACUUCCGGGUAGGACAUCUAAUGAUGUGAAGAAUUACUGGCACACAAAUUUGCACAAGAAAGUCGUUCCAGAAAAAGAAAAAAAUGAAGAAAAAGAGAAAUCUAAGGAAACCGUGAAAGCUCAUGAAAUUAUCAAACCUCGGGCUCUAACCUUUUCAACAAAUUCACCAUGGUUGAAUGGGAAACACAAUUUUGUGAGUGAUGGGAAUGCAUCAAAACUAGCAAUAGCGUCUUCAGGUGAAGAUGGUAAUGUUCCAACAGACUGUGACAUUACUACACCUCCAAAUAUUGGUAAUGAGGCACUUUCUACAAAGGAAAUUGGUUCUUGCUCUUUAUUACAAGAGGAUAAUUCAACUUUUGAGUUUCCAAAUGUGGAGGAUUUUUUUACUAAUAGUCCCACUAUGAAUGAUUCCUACUGGAAUUCCAAUUUCUUUUGUGAUCUUUAAGGUGGAAAUAUGGUUUGCAUGUUUUUGCAUUUGUGUAAGUGUGAUUAUUUUUAUAUGUAUUUUUUUUAGUGUGCAUGGUAUUAGUAAGUUGAGUAGCAGAGAAAAGAGGAAUAAUAAUGUUUAUAGCAUUUGUGUAAGGGUGGGUGAUUAUAUUAUGAGUGA